Molecule: messenger RNA, 1082 nt
Organism: Cuscuta europaea
Lineage: Eukaryota; Viridiplantae; Streptophyta; Magnoliopsida; Solanales; Convolvulaceae
Source: the annotation of a GenBank genome assembly
GUCGAAUGAGCCCAUGAUAUGAACUUGGCUACGACGUUACCAACUUUCUGGGCCUGAAUCUCAAAGGUUAAAAGGCACCAUUUCUUUCAGAGUCCACCGGAGGUUUCAGAGAUGAAGUUCACAGACUCGCCGGUGAUCGACCUUCCGGUGAUGGAUAAAAAACUCUCUGUCCAGCAAGACAACGGCUCGAUGCAUGUGGGCACCAGCGUCUGGCCAUGCUCACUCGUCGUCGUUAAGUUUGCCGAGCGCUGGCACCCGUCGGCAUACGCUGCCGCUGACAACCCCUACUCCGAUCUCCUCGACUUCAGAAACAAGAGCGGCGUCGAACUCGGAGCUGGCUGCGGAAUCGCCGCUAUGGGCCUAUUCUUAUUGGGCCUCAACGACGUCGUCCUCACCGACAUCUCCCCCGUCAUGCCGGCUCUAAAGCACAACCUGAAGCGAAACAAGCAAGUUUUGAACAAAUUGCUGAAAACGGCUGUUUUGUAUUGGAACAAGCAGGAGCAGAUUAGCGCCUUAGGAAAGCUCUUCGACUUUGUCAUCGCCACUGACGUGGUUUACCUGGAGGAAACGGUGGCCCCUCUAAUCUCCGCCGUGGAAUCCCUUCUCAAGGAAGACGGCGUCGUUUUGCUUGGCUACCAGCUUAGAUCUCCCGAGGCACAUAAAAUGUUCUGGGAGCUCUGCCCGGAGGUUUUCGAUAUCCAGAAAGUUCCACACGAGCACUUGCAUCCAGAGUAUGCUUACGAGGAGACCGACGUAUAUAUACUCCGGAAGAAGAAACCAUCAUCUUGAGGGUCAACUUUUUAUUUCAGAAGUAGGGAAAAUAUCGAUUGCCCUGCAGACUGUCCAACAUAAUGAACAGAUCGUCUAAACUGAUAAUGAAGCAUAACAGUUUCAUAUCUGAAAAGGUCCUUGUCUUCUUAUUUUAUAGACCAAACACCAUAUUUUAAGUUGCUUUGUAUUGCUAUUCUGGUUCAUCACUUCAUUGUUGUACCUCUUUUUUCAAACUCAACUCUGAGUUUUCUAAUGAAGGUGCAUGCAACAUAUUCUGUAAGAUAUUAAAUCUGCAAGAUUUUUUAAACUUG